UUACCGUUUCGUCUCGGUUCUUUUGCGGAAGUGGGCGUGAAGAACUGCCACAUUCAGAACCAUCAUAGCACCGCAUACCUUUCGUAAUUAAUCACUGCUGCACAUUUACUUCGGAUUUAAAUAUAUGUAGAUCAUCAUUAUUGGUCGACGACAUACAACUUUUAACAGCCCUUGGAAAUAUGAGCCAAACGACAGAGUCUUCAGCCGAUGCUGCUGUGACUGAAGCUCCAGUUCCCCAAUCUGAGAUCAAGCAGUCAACUGCUGGAAAGAAACAAAACAAAAAGAAAGUUGAAGAAGUGGUGGAGGAAGAAGAAGAGGAGUAUGUUGUGGAGAAAGUCUUGGAUCGGCGUGUGGUGAAGGGAAGAGUCGAAUACCUCCUCAAAUGGAAAGGCUUUACUGAUGAGGACAAUACAUGGGAACCAGAAGACAACCUGGACUGUCCUGACCUCAUAGCAGAAUACCUUCAGUCCCAGAAAACUGCCGAAUCUGGAGGCAAGAGGCGGGCCGAGACGGACGGAGAUGGAAAAGAAUCGAAAAGGCGCAAGGAUGAGCCUGAGAAACUCAGAGGUUUUGCACGUGGUUUGGAUCCUGAGAGGAUUAUUGGUGCUACAGACUCAAGUGGAGAGCUCAUGUUCCUCAUGAAAUGGAAAAACUCUGAUGAAGCUGAUCUUGUACCAGCCAAGGAGGCGAAUGUAAAGUGCCCGCAAGUGGUCAUUUCCUUUUAUGAGGAACGCCUCACUUGGCAUUCAUAUCCUACUGAAGAGGAAGAUAAAAAAGAUGAUAAAAACUAAAAUGUAAGGGACAGUUUUAAAUUGUGGCCAUUGAAAUGUGUAUUUGAUUUGUUUUCUUGUUAUCAGAUACAAGUUUUGAGGUCAAGAACUCACACAACAGUAUGAGCUGUAAUCUACAUAGGUUUUAGUAUAUUUUUUAGUUUUGGCACCAUUGUCAUAUUUAAAGCAAGUAGAACACUGCUGUUUCAGUGUGCUUAACAAAUGACAUAAAUAUAUAUAUAUAUAUAUAUAUAUA
Misgurnus anguillicaudatus (oriental weatherfish) is the source of this 1026-nucleotide messenger RNA. The record is from RefSeq and is a predicted model, not a curated record. Lineage: Eukaryota; Metazoa; Chordata; Actinopteri; Cypriniformes; Cobitidae.